Messenger RNA from Dictyostelium discoideum AX4, 837 nucleotides. RefSeq names its product repressor of RNA polymerase III transcription (gene maf1). Gene Ontology annotation, biological process: negative regulation of transcription by RNA polymerase III. Lineage: Eukaryota; Evosea; Eumycetozoa; Dictyosteliales; Dictyosteliaceae. The transcript has 3 exons. Bases 1 to 837 code for a protein of 278 amino acids. Gene Ontology annotation, cellular component: cytoplasm; nucleus. The record is from RefSeq and is a predicted model, not a curated record.
AUGAAAUAUAUAGAUUCAUUACAAUUAAUUGGAUUAAAUUCAUAUUUGAAUAGUAUCGAUGUUGGGGAUGCACUUUUGAUGGGUGAAUUAGAAGCUUAUUCAUGUAAAAUGGCAGGUUCAGAUAAAAAGAUAUACAGGUCUUUAGAUAAAGAACUUGAAGAAUUAUCAAAUACAAAUAGUGGAGCAAUGAAUAUAACAAAUAGUAAUAAUAACACUAAUAAUAAUAACAAUAACAAUAGCAAUAGCGGCAGCAGCAAUAAUAAUAAUAAUAAUAAUAAUACAUUAUCAGUAUCAAUGAAUUCACCAUCACCAACAUCAAAUAUAUCAGUAUCACCAUUUGGACCAAUGUCAAAUAGUACAAGUAGAAAAACUAUGAUCUAUUUGAUACAGUUACUGAAUUUGUCAUUCCCAGAUUAUGAUUUCACAGAUUCUAAACCAGAACAAUUUCAAAAAGAACCAAGCUUAAAUUUAGUUAUCAAUAGUAUCAAUGCAAACUUGGCUGGUUAUAUAAAAGAUUAUUAUUUAGAGUUUGAAGCUAAACUUUGGUCAACUUUAGAAAGUGAAAUAAGUUUACAAAAAUGUGAAAUUUAUUUAUAUAAACCUGAAAAUGGUGAUCCUUUCACAGAAAAUGGUGUAUUGUUCAGUUUUAAUUAUUUUUUUUAUAAUAAAUCAUUAAAAAAAAUAAUAUUCUUCAAAUGUAGAUAUAUAAGUAAAUUACAAAUUUUAAAUGAUGAUGGAUCAGAUGUAAAAGACCCUCUACCUGAUCAAGAGGAACUUGAUGAUUAUUAUAGGGAAUAUUAUGAUGGUGAUACAAUUGAUAAUAUGGAAAUGUCAUAA